CUCAUUCCGCAAGAUUAUAAGCUCGUCCACCCGCCAUGAGCAGCAUCACCCCUACUGUUGGAGCCAGCACGGAGAGAUCAAUCGCGAUGGAAGAGGCUGCCGCCGUCGACGAGGCAGCAGAGAGGAAGAAGGCUGCUGCUGCGACUGGGCUGAUGUGGAAGGCGCCGGCGGCCAUGGUGCUGGUGCAGCUGAUCAUCACAGGGCUGAUCAUGCUGUCCAAGGUCGUGAUCAGCCGCGGCAUGUUCAUCUUCGCGCUCCACGCCUACCGCAGCGCCUUUGGCACCAUCUGCAUCCUUCCUUUCGCAGUGUUCUACGAGAGGGGGAAGUGGAAGGAGAUGAACUGGCGAGCCUUUGGAUGGAUCUGCCUCAACUCGUGCAUAGGGUAUGCGGUGCCAACGUGCUUAAACUACUAUGGUCUUCGGGAUACUACGCCAUCCUAUGCUGCCGUCUUCCAAAACAUAGUUCCUCUCAUCACCUUCAUUCUAUCCAUAGUUUUCAGAAUGGAGAAAUUGCGAUUCAGGACUGUGACGGGAUCACUGAAGGUUGCAGGCAUCCUGGUUGCUGUAGGAGGUACAAUGUUCCUUAGCUUUUAUAAGGGCAAGACUCUGCAUCUUUGGGGUUCCAUUUUACAUUACCACUCAUACGAGCAGGAACAUGCUGCAAACCAUCAUGUAAGAGGAACAAUCCUCUUGCUAGGGAGCAGCCUCACCUUUGCAUGCUGGUACCCGAUUCAGUCAAUGGUCAAUAAAGUGUAUCCACAUAAGUAUUGGUCAUCCAUAGCGACAUGCUUUCUUGGAGGACUUCAGACAACACUAAUUGGAAUAAUACUAAGAAGAGAUAGGAAUACCUGGAAGCUUGGAUGGGAUCUACAACUUCUGACCAUUGUGUACACGGGGGUACUGGCAACAGCAGUGAGAUACAAUCUGGAGUCAUGGGCCGUUACCAAGCGAGGCCCAGUGUACCCACCAAUGUUUAUCCCAUUGAUAACUGUCUUCACUACUGUUUUGGGCUCCAUAUUUUUAGGGGAUGCAAUUACCAUUGGAAGCCUCCUUGGUGCAGCAACCGUAAUAACGGGGCUCUACAUUUUCCUCUGGGGUAAAUCAAAAGAGCUGCACAGAAACUAAAUAGUCUAGGUAACAGAAUUCUUGAAACUACAAAAAGAUAAAAAUUGUAUUUUUAGGUUGUUGAGGGAUUAGUAUAAUUCACUGUUAAGUUAUGAAGGUAGGACCAACUGAUCGAGCAAAUAUCAAGUUCACACAAAAUGGUGCUUCUCCUUCAUAACUUUCUGAUGCUGCUUAACUGGUCUGCAUAGUCUUCAAGCACACUGAAACACAUGUUUCCCGAAAAAAAAAUAGCUUCAGCUCUGAGAUGAAGUUUCAGGCUAUACCCGGUGCUUUUUGACUCUUGCAAGUUGCAGGAGCUUACUGUGGCUAUGUUACUCAAGCAUGUAUCCUAGCAGUUUCAGUUUCAACACAGUAUGAAUGCCAUCACCAGUUCACCGCCAUCAUUCAGGCAGGAUUCU
Molecule: messenger RNA, 1522 nt
Organism: Panicum hallii
Lineage: Eukaryota; Viridiplantae; Streptophyta; Magnoliopsida; Poales; Poaceae
Product: WAT1-related protein At5g64700-like
Exons: 7
Coding region: 36-1124 (362 amino acids)
Cellular component (GO): plasma membrane
Molecular function (GO): transmembrane transporter activity
Source: RefSeq, a predicted model, not a curated record